Messenger RNA from Cinara cedri, 8001 nucleotides. NCBI's taxonomy places the organism in Eukaryota, Metazoa, Arthropoda, Insecta, Hemiptera, Aphididae. The record is from the annotation of a GenBank genome assembly.
CACUGAUCACGACUAUCUAAUGCCGUUCGACUUGUUAUGCGAAACGUCGGUCGUCGAUCACGCCACGUUUUUUUCCUCUCGACCAUUACGGCGAUUUUCAAUUGAAAACCCGUGUUCGUGAGAUAUUCGACGUGCUUCACACGAAAUCAUGUCUAGAUACAGCCAGAGACCCGAGAACGCUUUAAAGCGCGCCAAUGGUAAGUGAUCCGGUACAAUCAUUUCACUGUAAUGUAUUUUGUUUAGGUACUUGGAUAACUUACUAUAGUCUAAAAUGUUCGUUUUUUGUCCGCAGAAUUUUUGGAAGUCGGCCGUCCCGGCCGUGCCCUGGACACUCUUUACGAGGUGUUCAGGAACAAAAAAUGGGCGUACAACUGGAGCGAGAGCGUACUCGAACCGAUCAUGUUCAAGUAUCUGGAACUGUGUGUCGACCUCAAGAAGUCGCAUAUUGCCAAAGAAGGAUUGUUCCAAUACCGAAAUAUGUUCCAAUCCGUAAGUCUCUUUACCCAUAAUUGUUUGUUAUUUACAUAGUUACUCCUAAUGAUAUUGUGUUUUAUGGUUUUUCAUUGUAUAGGUCAAUGUCGGUUCAUUGGAGAACGUUAUACGUGGAUACUUGAGGAGUGCUGAAGAACGUACCGAAGCAGCAAGAGAACAGUCGCAACAAGCUGUUGUUGAUAUUGAUGAUUUGGACAAUUUAGCUACACCAGAAAGUUUACUUUUAAGGUAAAUAUUUUCAAUUGUAUGUACUUAUUGUCUAUGUUUUACUAACAUGUAUAUUUUUUUAAUAUUAUCCCAGCGCUGUAAGUGGAGAAGAUGCCCAGGACCGUAGUGAUAGGACAAUAUUGACACCAUGGGUUAAGUUUUUGUGGGAAUCGUAUUGCCAAUGUUUGGAGCUCUUAAGGACCAAUGCCCAUGUGGAAACUUUAUAUCAUGACAUAGCAAAAAUGGUAUAAAAUAAUAAUUAAUAAUAAAAAAUGUAUUCAAAUAUAAAUUCCAUAUUUUUUCCUUAGGCUUAUCAAUUUUGUUUGAAAUACAACCGUAAAACGGAGUUCAGAAAAUUAUGUGAUAAACUGCGUAAACAUUUGGAAGAUAUUGCUAAAUUACCCGCACAAACUGUGAACGUUAGCCUUUCAAAUCCGGAAACACAACAAUAUAAUCUUGAAACUCGUUUGUGUCAAUUAGAUUAUGCCAUUCAGAUGGAAUUGUGGCAGGUUUGUAUAAAUAAUAAUUUCUUUUGUAAUUAUCUUUAUCUACCAAUGUAUAUUUUUGUAUCAAAUGUAAAUACUUAAUGUCCAUUAUAGGAAGCAUACAAAGCAACAGAAGAUAUCCAUAAUUUAAUGACAUUGGCCAAGAAGUCUCCAGUUCCUAAGACAAUGGCCAAUUAUUAUCAAAAACUAGCUAUGGUUUUCUGGAAAGCCGGUUAUAAUUUGUUCCAUGCAGCAGCUCUUUUAAAACUUUUUCAACUCAGCAAAGAGAUGAAGAAAAAUAUCACCCCCGAGGAACUUCAAAAGUAAGUUUCUUAUAUUAAUAAAGUAAUGGUAUUAAUAUAUAUGACAGAGGACUUUAGUUUUAAUAAAUUAUAUUAAUACAAUUUAUAGAGCUGAUCCAAUGAUAUCUGCAAUAAAAAAAAAUAAUACCAUUGAAUCUGAGACCUUUUUUUUAUUAAGAGUCCUGAUAAUUUCCUAUUGAUAAAAGUGUUUUCACAGAAAAAUUUUAAACCAUAAAUUAAUAAUGAUGAAAUGAAUUUAACUUAGAGUUUUUACGAAUUAACAAAGUGUUUUCUGAGGAAAAACUACAUCUUACUAAAAAUAAUAGUUUCUUUGCUACACUUGAAAUCCAACAUAUAAAAAUAAAUGUACUAUGAAACAAUGUGUACACAUAUAAUAUAUAAUAUGUAUUCCUUGUACCUGUUACUUUCAAUUUAUUUGUUUCUAUUUUCUAGAAUGGCCUCGCGUGUAUUGUUGGCCACAUUAGCUGUACCAUUACCGUCGGCUCAUCCUGAAUUUGAUCGUUUCAUUGAAACUGAUAAAAGUCCCUAUGAAAAAGCUCAAAAACUUGCUAUUCUUUUAAGUCUUCCUGCACCGCCUACAAGAAUAUCUCUUAUGAAAGAAGUAGUGAGUAAUGGUAUACCAUUUAAUUAUAAAAAGUUUAUUGAUCUGACGUUGAAUAUAUUUAUUUUAUAGAUUCGUCACGUUGUUCCUUUAGCAUCUGAUGAUUUGCGAAAUCUCUACUUGUGGUUAGAAGUAGACUUCCAACCAUUGGAACUCUGCAAACGUGUAGAAUCUGUAACUGAUCCGCUUAUUGGAAGUGGUAGUGAUUUAGAGAGUUAUGUUGGUCCUGUGCGCGAAGUAACGUUAGCAAGACUGAUAAGACAACUUUCUCAAAUCUACGAAACCAUUGAAUAUAAACGGCUCUUAGAAUUGGCAUCUUACUGUCAACCUUUUCAUAUGGAACGUGUUUUGGUUGAUUUGGUUCGCCAUAAUGACAUGCAGGUAUUAAUUCAAUUAAUAUUCUAUUAAUUUACUCUAUAAUUUAUGAAUAAAUAAUAUAUAGUCAAAUAAAAAAAUAUAAAUUAAUUAACUAAUAUUUUUUCAAGAAGUAAUUAUAUGAACUCUUUAAUUUUUAAUUUUAGUUGUAUUAUCCUCCUGUGAGUAAUUAUCAGUAUUAAAUAAUAUAUCAAUAGCUCAAACUAAAGAAGUAUUAUUUCACUGAUAAGUUAUAUGCCAAUAUAUUAUAGGUUUUAUUUAAACCCUUAAAAUCACACUAACACCAGAUUUUAGCUAAUAUUAUUACAGCUAUAUACUUCUAAUAAAAGAAAAUAAUUGUGUACCCUUAACAUUAUAUUUUUUUAAUAUGAACAUUUAGAUUUAUAUCCAAUAAAUAUAUAUAUAUAUAUUAUAUAUUUAUACAAAAAGUUUUGUUAGAUUAAUGUAUUAAUAAAUAAACUCUGAAUUUUAGAUCCGUAUUGAUCAUGGGAAAGGUUGCAUUCAAUUUGGAACAGAUUUGUCAGAAUCGCAGCGCGAAGACAAACCAGAAGGGCCCACUUUACAAACAAUGCCUAGUGAACAAAUUCGUACAUACCUAAUCAAUACAUUCAAAGUAUUGUCCAAAUCUGCUAGUAUCAUAAAUCCAGAAGCCAAUAAGGUAAAUUCAAAUUUCAAUCAAUUAGAUUAAGUUAUUCAAAAUACUCAUAGAAAUUGGUUCUAACCAUAAAAUAUUACAGGUAAACAAUUAUUUGUAAUGUGUACUAUUUUAAACUGAACAAACAUUUUUUUUUAAUGUUAUAAGAAUGAGAAAACUAAUAUUUAUAUAUAUAUAUAUGAAUUAAAUUAUGAAUAAUAAAUAAAAGUCCACAUAUUUAAACUUAAACCUAAUAUCUUGUCAAGGUUAACGUGAAUCAUUAUAGCUGUUGCUGUCACAUUAUUAUAAUGAUCGAACAUAAUAUUUCUGAAAAGCAAUACGUAAUUCUAAAAAAAAAUGAAAAAUUAAUCUGAAUGAUAUUUUAAUGAUAUUCAAAAUAGUUUUGAUAAUAAAAAUUAUUAUUAAACAAAUUAAUAAAGUUUCAUAAAAUAGAAUGUUAAAUAAAUUGAUAAUAAUUAAUUGAUAAAUAAUAAAUUGAUAAUAAUGUUUUAAUAUGGUAAUUCUGAAAUAAAAAAAUUUAAAAAUUUAUUUGUAUUAAAUGAUGAAUAAAUCUUUGCGGAUAUCGGAAUGAUAUUUAAUGAUUAUUCUAAAUUCUGAUGAUAAUUAUAUAAAUAAAAAAAUUGAUUUAAAAUUUAUGUAUGAUGAACAUUUUUUUUUUAUUAAAUGAUGAAUAAAUCUUUGCGGAUAUCGGAAUGAUAUUUAAUGAUUAUUCUAAAUUCUGAUAAUUAUGAUAAAUGAUAAUUAUGAUUUAAUAUGGUAAUUCUGAAAUAACAAAAAAAAAUAAACAUUUAUUUUGAUAAUUAUGAUUUAAUAUGGUAAUUCUGAAAUAAUUAUGAUUUAAUAUGGUAAUUCUGAAAUAAUUAUGAUUUAAUAUGGUAAUUCUGAAAUAACAAAAAAAAAUAAACAUUUAUUUGUAUUAAAUGAUGAAUAAAUCUUUGCGGAUAUCGGAAUGAUAUUUAAUGAUUAUUCUUAAUUAUUCUGAUGUUAAUACAUUUAUUAAUGGCACAUAUAAAAAAAAUAGGUUAUAGAACUUAUACAUAAAAUUAUUAUUGUAUAUCCAUUGCAAUUAUUUUUGUUAAUAAUCCAAUAUUUUGAGUACAAUAUUUUUUCUAGAGUUGUUACUAAAAUUGCUGUUACCUUGUUACCAAUUUAACUUGUAUGAUUUAUAAUCUUUAUUGUCUUUUAUUAUUUAUAGGAGGAUUGUAAACGAAUACAUCAAGUUCUUCUGAGGUACCAUCAUGAAACUAAAGACAAAGUACACCAAAAAAUUUUGGCUCGUCACAAAAUUAUUGAAGAUCGUAAAGAAUUUUUAGAAAGAUUGAACACUGUUAGAGUGAGUACUCAUUUAUAAUUUGCAUUAUAUAUUUAAUCUACUUUAUAUUACAAAAAUUAACAUUUAUGUGGUAGUGUUAUUUAUUAGUAUACUGCUGUUUUUUAGGAAGAAGAAGAAGCUCGGCGUGCUGAAGAAAUUACUAAAGCUGCAUUCUUGGCUGAACAAAAGCGAUUAGAAACUGAACGUGAAGAAAGAGAAAAACGUCGACAAGAAUCUGAGUUACAAGCGAUUAAAGACAGAAAUUUCAAAGAGAAAAUGCAACAAAUUUCUCAGACUGCUCAUGGACAAAAAGUUUUGAAAAAACUUAAUGAAGAUGUUAGUUUAUUUUAAAAAUUAUUAAUAAUAGUAUUUAAUUGUUUAUCAUCUGAUUUGUGCCAGUACUUUUUGUUUUCUAAUUUUAAAACUAUCAAAACUGUGGAUUUAUUAAGGAGAGUAAAGAUGAAUACUGUAUGUCAAUAUCAUAUUUAGACAUUCUUUAUAGUUAUAAUGGAACUAUACAACAUCCAGUCUCUUAAUGUUUUUAUAUCUGACAGAUUUUUUACCCAUAGACAUUUUUAGUUAGCAAUGACUCAUGUAAAUUAUAUUUUAUUAUAAUUUUCAUUAAUUUUGGUACAUAGUGUGCUACUUCCAUCAAAAUCUGAAAUUGUAUAAAUAAUAUUUUAAAUAUAAAUAAUUAUAUUUAUGCGCAAAAUAAAUAGAACCCUAAUGAUAUUAAAAUAUGUAAUGUUUUUACUUGGUAAUUUAGUGAUUUACUAAUAAAUUUUUUUGUAUUAGGCCUUGAAAAACAUGGACGCUGAUGAAAUUGCUGCAAAAGAAGCUGAAGAAUUAGCCAAGGAACGUGCAGAAUUAGUACACAAAUUAAAAAAUCGCAGGAAGCAAAUGGAUUACUUUGAGAGAGCUAAGAGAAUAGAAGAGAUCCCAUUAUUAGAAAAAGCAUGGAAGGAAAAAUUAGUUCAUGAUAAAAAGUUCUGGGAACAUCAAGAAGCUGAACGUAUUCAAUUAGCUAUUCAGGAACGCAAGUUAGCAGAACAAAAUCGAGAAAGAUUAGCUAGAAUGAAACCAGAUAUGGACAUAUUCUUAGCUGGACUGAAAGAACGCCGUACAGCUGAAUACCAGGUAUGAGUCACUUUUGCUUUUAAUAAUAUUGUUCUGUUAUUACUAUUAGUUAUUAUGAUUGUUUAGACUAAAUUGGCAGUAUUCGAAAAAGAGUUAAUAGUGAUUCGUAAGAAUAGAUUGUUAACAAGAAAAGAAGAAAAGAGAAAUGCAUUGAUUAAACAACGGUUAGAAGAAAAGAAACAAAAGGAAGAAGAGGAAAGAUUACGUAAGGAAGAAGAAGAGCGCAAGAAAAAAGAAGAAGAACAAAAGAAAUUGGAUGAAGAAGAACGUUUGGCUAAAUUGUAAGUAUCCGAUGAUCACAAUAUAGCAGAGUUGGCUAUUUUAAAUAAGAUUUUUUAAAAAAAAUAGAUAUACUUAACACUGUGGAUGGGCCUCUGUUGUAGGUGAGAAAUUGAGAAGGUUAUAGAUGGAAAUUUAUACAUUAAAUAUGUAUUUAUUAAUGUGUAUACAACAAUUAAUUAUUGCUAAUGAAAAACAUUCCUUAAUAGAGUUCGAUUAUUCAUGUUUUGAAAGGCCAUAAACUUAUGAUUUUCGUAAAAAUUUGAUAUCCAAAUUUCUAUAGAAAAAUUACGUUAGAUUCAAUUUUUUUUAUUUUGACCACAAAGUAUUAUAAUUGAAAAAAUAACAAUGUUAUUAUCAGAGUACCUACCAUAUAAAAAUAACUUAAAAAGUCACAAAAUUUAAGGUCUGUCCAAAUGUCAAGCCUCUUCUAAUAUUUUUAACUUAAUCACAAUGAAUAAUAAAUUUCAUUCAUUUUCCAGUUUUUCCUAGUUAUAAUGAAAACUGCUUAGAAAAAAAUGAUCUCCCUAAAAUACCAACUACAUAAAAUCCACUUUCAGAUAAGGUACUAUACUUAAUACUCUGGAGAAAGAUUUCUGGUAGAAAAGAUGUUCACAGAAAAAAAAAAUAACAUCUUUGUAAAACUAAACCAUUGUAUAAAUUAUACCUUAUUUAAUAAUUAUAUGUUUAAAAACAAUUAGUUUAUCAACUUUUAAUUAAUUGUUUUAUGAAAAAUUAUUAAAACCCUAUCAAAGAACUUGUUUUAAAACGUAGAAAAUACAAAUUUUUCCUAGCCUAGUACUUAGAAAUAAAACUUAUCCUUAUCGCAGUUAAACUUAAAAAUGUGUUGUAUUUAAUUUUUAAUAAUUUCAUAGUAGUGCCUACUGUAGAAUAAUAAAAACAAAACUGUUUUGUUUUCUCUUAUUUCUGGUAUAUUUGUAAAUAUGUUCUAAUGAAGGGUUAAAGCAAUUAUUAUUUAUUUUUUGUUAUUUAAAGAAUUGUUCUGUUGUUUUUUUACAAAUCAUUUUUUUUUUUGCUGUCAUCAGAGCUCGUCAAGAACAACUUGAGCGACAAGCUGAGAUACAACGCAAGAAAGAAGAAGAAGUGCAAAGAAAACUGGAAGAGAGCAACAAGUUACUUUCUGCAUCGACUCCAACAUCAUCUUCAUGGAGAACUAUGGACAAGACUAAAGAAGAACCUAAACUGUUUAAUCGAGACAAAGAUACGAGAAGAGAUUUUGCACGCAAUCGGGAUGAUGGACCACCGCCAUCUCGAUCCAAUAAUAUAUUCAGUAGAGGCAAUGAUGAUCGUAAAGGAGGUGCAUUUAGUUCACGAGACAAUGAACGUGGUGGUUGGACUCGCGGUAGUGGCAACACAACUGGUGGAGUAUUUGAUAAAGGUUUCAAGGAUGGUCCGAGAGAAGGGGGACGAAGUACUUUUGACAGAGACACACCUAGGAAGCGUGAAAUACCUUCAUCUAAUAAUCAGGUAAUUAAUAUACCUUAUUUAUGUAUUAAUUUGUAAUUAAUAUUGUUUAAUCGUUAUUUAACAGGGUGGUGGUGGUGGAAGCUCGUGGCGUACCAGUCGAGCUCAAGAUACUGAAAACAAACGGAAGGAAACCCCCAAGUGAUUUAAGAAUGGGAAUAUUUGUCUGAUGCAUUAUUAUAUAUAUAUAUAUUUUUUUUUUUUUAAUCUUAUAUAUUUGUAUUUAUCAUUUUCAUAUUAUUCAAAUGUAGUAUUUCUGUACACUGCUAUCAAUGUAUUUUUUUUUUUUUAAUAUUUAAAAAAAAUAUACUUACUAUAUUUAUAUAAAAUUAAAAAUUUUAGUUAAUAAAAGGAAAAAAAAUAGUUAUGUAUGAUAUUCAUGUUAUUAAAACUGCAUAAAUAAAUAUAAAUAUAUUGGAUUUAAUUAUGUGAUAAUACCAAUAUGAUAUUAUGUUAACACCAGUUGUACACACAUUUGGAAUUAAAAUCCAACGAGAUUGGCUAUAUUUCUGUUGUGUUUUGUGAUGUACGUAAAAUAACCACCAUGUUAAGUUAUUUGUACCAACUACCAUUGAUAUUUUAUGGUGAUAUUGUCUGGUAGAAAUUUCAAAUUUGUAUGGUCAAUACUAAAGUGACCACAUGAAUCUGGU